AAAGCAUUUUUAAAGUUUUUCACCUGCUUUUGAGUUUUAAUUAGCUUGCAAAUUAAACAAAUCAAGUACAAAACCAUGCGAAUUUUUCCAACCAAAUCGAAACCAUCUCAAUUAUAACUAAACCCAACAAGCUGUGCCUAGCUCCAACAGCUCAGCUCAGCUAAGCUAGUUGCUAGCAGUGGCCGGUGCGUGAUCGGCCAUGGCGGCGGCGGCAGCAACGGCGUUGGCCGCCGUGAUACUGCUGCUGGUGCUGGCGACGACGGCGGAGGCGGCGUGCUCGGUGAGCGCGAUCUACAGCUUCGGCGACUCCAUCGCCGACACCGGCAACCUCCUCCGGGAGGGCCCCGCCGUCGGCGCCUUCGCCUCCAUCGGCACCUACCCCUACGGCCAGACCCUCCGCCGCCCCACCGGCCGCUGCUCCGACGGCCUCCUCAUCAUCGACUACUUCGCCAUGGCGCUGAACCUGUCGCUGGUGAGCCCGUACCUGGAGAAGGGGGCGAGGUUCGAGAGCGGGGUGAACUUCGCGGUGGCCGGGGCGACGGCGCUGGACCGGAGCUACCUGCUGCAGAGCGGCGUGGUGAUGCCGCCGGCGAGCGUGCCGCUCAGCUCGCAGCUCGACUGGUUCAGGUCACACCUCAACUCAACCUGUUCUUCACACCAAGACUGCGCGAAAAAGCUGUCCGGAGCUCUGUUCUUGGUUGGGGAGAUAGGAGGGAACGACUACAACUACGCCUUCUUCCAGGGGAGAUCCAUCGAAUCCAUGAAGACCUACGUGCCACAAGUUGUGAGAAGCAUAAUGGACGUUGCAAAGGAGGUGAUCGAGCUAGGAGCGACCAAGAUCGUCAUCCCGGGCAACUUCCCGAUCGGGUGCUCGCCGAGUUACCUCUCCCUCUUCUCCACGGCGAUCUCCGGCGACUACGACGACCGGGGCUGCCUCAAGAGUUACAACUCCUUCGCCAUGUACCACAAUGAUCAGCUCCGGGCCGCCAUAGAUGACCUCCGGAAGGUCAACUCGGAUGUCGCCAUCGUCUACGCAGACUACUAUGGCGCCUUCAUGCAUCUCCUCCAAAAGGCUGACCUCUUAGGGUUCGAGGAGGACUCAUUGUUCAAGGCAUGUUGCGGCGCAGGCGGAAAGUACAACUUUGACAUGAACCUAAUGUGUGGCGCAGUGGGAACGAACGUUUGUGCAGACCCAGCGCAGCACAUUAGCUGGGAUGGCAUCCACCUCACUCAACAGGCGUACAAGGCUAUGGCUUUGUCCCUUAUUAUGGAAGGGUUUGCUCAACCAGCUGACAUUGUGCAAAAAAUCUGGAGUUGCUAGGAGCUUGAGCAUGUAUAUUGUUGAAUGUUAUAAGCAUUGAAUUCGUAUGAGCCAACAGUUAUACAACGGUAACUA
Molecule: messenger RNA, 1396 nt
Organism: Oryza sativa Japonica Group (Japanese rice)
Lineage: Eukaryota; Viridiplantae; Streptophyta; Magnoliopsida; Poales; Poaceae
Product: GDSL esterase/lipase At5g03980
Molecular function (GO): hydrolase activity, acting on ester bonds
Source: RefSeq, a predicted model, not a curated record